This is a messenger RNA of Phodopus roborovskii (desert hamster), 4512 nucleotides long. It is a transcript of the gene Tlr8, whose product is annotated as toll like receptor 8. The coding region runs from base 129 to 3212 and encodes 1027 amino acids. The transcript has 2 exons. Gene Ontology annotation, cellular component: plasma membrane. Gene Ontology annotation, molecular function: pattern recognition receptor activity; protein binding. NCBI's taxonomy places the organism in Eukaryota, Metazoa, Chordata, Mammalia, Rodentia, Cricetidae. The record is from RefSeq and is a predicted model, not a curated record. Gene Ontology annotation, biological process: defense response to virus; positive regulation of interleukin-6 production; canonical NF-kappaB signal transduction.
ACCAAAUUUCAGAAGUUUGCCAAUGCCUUCUCUAUGUACAACUACUUUACACAAAGAACAGCACUGCACUAUUUCUGCAAGCUAUUUAAAGAGAGCCUUGAAGGGACUACAACUGGGAAGAGGAAAACAUGUCCCUUCAGUCCUGGAUUCUGACCUACUUUUGCCUGCUCACCUCUGGAACCGGAGAGUUCUUCAAAACAAAUUAUUCCAGAAGCUAUCCCUGUGAUGAGAAAAGGAAAAAUGGCCUUGUGGUUGCAGAAUGCAGUGAUCGUCGGCUACAAGAAGUUCCCCCAACUAUAGGCAAAUAUGUGACAGAAAUAGACCUGUCUCACAAUUCCAUCAUGAAUGUAACAAACGAGUCCUUUCAAGAACUGCAAAACCUCACUAAAAUAAAUCUGAACCACAAUGCCAAUCAACAGCACCCAAAUGAAAAUAAAAAUGGUAUGAAUAUUACAGAUGGGGCAUUCCUCAACCUAACAAAUCUAAAGAUGUUACUGCUUGAAGACAACCAAUUAUACACCAUGCCUGCUGGCUUGCCUGAGUCUUUGACAGAACUUAGCCUCAUUCAAAACAAUAUAGUUAUGGUAACUAAAAACAACACUUUGGGGCUUAGCAACUUGGAAAUACUCUAUUUGGGCUGGAACUGCUAUUUUUAUUGUAAUCAAAACUUUAGCGUGGAAGAUGGGGCCUUUGAAACCCUUACACACUUGAAGGUGCUCUCAUUAUCUUUCAACAGACUCAUCCACGUGCCUCCCAAAUUACCAAACUCCAUAAGAAAACUUUUUCUGAGCAAUGCCAAGAUCGUGAAUAUCACUGAGGAAGACUUCAAGGGACUGGAACAGUUAACAUUACUGGAUUUGAGUGGAAACUGUCCGAGGUGUUUCAAUGCCCCUUUUAAUUGCAUACCUUGCAAUGGAAAUGCUUCCAUCUACAUACAUCCUCUUGCUUUUCAAAGUCUCACCCAACUUCGCUAUCUAAACCUCUCCAGCACUUCCCUCCAAACAAUUCCUUCCACCUGGUUCAACAAUCUGACAAAUCUGAAGGAACUCCGACUUGAAUUUAACUAUUUACUGCAAGAAAUUGCCUCAGGAGAAUUUUUAACAAAACUACCCAAUUUACAAAUCCUUGACCUGUCUUUCAACUUUCAAUAUAAAAAAUAUUUACAAUCUAUUACUAUUUCCCCAAACUUCUCUAUGCUUCAGUCUCUCAAGACAUUGCACUUAAAGGGCUAUAUAUUCCGAGAACUUAAACAGGAACAUUUCAAACCCCUCCAGAGUCUUCCAAACUUAACGACUAUCAACUUGGGUAUUAACUUUAUCAUGAAAAUUGAUUUUAAAGUUUUCCAAGACUUUCCCAACCUGAAAGUUAUUUAUUUGUCAGAAAACCGUAUAUCACCCAGAGAAGAUAGUACAGAUGGCUCCUCUUUGCCAUAUCAUAUCCAUAAACGUCGCUCAAUGAUCACCGAGUUUGAUCCACACUCGACUUUUUAUCGUAGCACCAAACCUUUAAUAAAGCCACAGUGUACUACUUAUGGCAAAGCCUUGGAUUUAAGUUUGAACAAUAUUUUUGUUAUUGGGAAAAAACAAUUUGAAGGUUUUCAUGACAUUGCCUGCUUAAAUCUGUCCUUCAAUGCCAACACUCAAGUGUUGAAUGGCACAGAAUUCUCAGCCAUGCCCCACAUUAGAUAUUUGGAUUUAUCAAACAACAGACUAGACUUUGAUGAUAACAAGGCUUUCAAUGAACUUCGCAACCUAGAAGUGCUCGACCUGAGCCACAAUGCACACUAUUUCCGUAUAGCGGGGGUAACACACCGUCUAGGAUUUAUCCAGAACUUAAUAAAUCUCAAGGUGUUAAACCUGAGCUACAAUGGCAUUUACACUCUCACAGAUGACAGAGAGCUGAAAAGCAUGUCCCUGAAAGAAUUGGUUUUCAGCAGAAACCGCCUUGACCUUUUGUGGAAUGCAGAUGAUACAAGCUACUGGACCAUUUUUAGAAGUCUCUGGAAUCUGACACGCCUGGACUUAUCUUACAAUAACCUUCAACAAAUCCCAAAUGAAGCAUUCCUCAGCUUGCCCCAGAGCCUCAGAGAGUUACAUAUCAAUGGUAACAGGUUGCAUUUCUUUAAUUGGACAUCCCUCCAUCAUUUUCCUCAGCUCCAUUUGUUGGACUUACGAGAAAACAAGCUGUAUUUCCUAACCAAUUGCCUAUCUAAGUUUACACAAUCCCUGCAGACACUGCUGCUCAGCCACAAUAAGUUUGCUCAUCUGCCCUCUGGCUUCCUCUCUGAAGCCAGUAGUCUUGUGCACCUGGAUCUAAGUUUCAAUGUGAUAAGGAUGAUCAAUAAAUCCUCCCUGCAAACCAAGACUAAAACAAACUUGUCCGUUCUGGAACUAAGUGGGAACCAUUUUGACUGCACGUGCGACAUAAGUGAUUUUCGAAGCUGGAUAGAUGAAAAUGUGCAUAUCACAAUUCCUAGAUUAGUAGAUGUUAUUUGUACCAGUCCUGGGGAUCAAACAGGGAAGAGUAUCAUGAGUCUAGAGCUCAUGACUUGUCUUUCAGACACCACUGCAGCCAUCCUGUUUUCCCUCACAUUCCUUAUCACCUCCAUGGUUAUGUUGGCUGCCCUGGUUCAUCAUCUGUUUUACUGGGAUGUUUGGUUUAUCUAUCACAUCUGUUCAGCUAAGUUAAGAGGCUACAGGUCUUUGGAUACAUCCCGAACUUUCUAUGAUGCUUACAUUUCUUAUGACACCAAAGAUGUAUCUGUUACAGACUGGGUAAUCAAUGAGCUGCGCUACCACCUUGAAGAGAGUGAAGACAAAAAUGUCCUCCUUUGCUUAGAGGAGAGGGAUUGGGAUCCAGGAUUAGCCAUCAUUGAUAACCUCAUGCAAAGCAUAAACCAGAGCAAGAAAACAAUCUUUGUUUUAACCAAAAAAUAUGCCAAGAGCUGGAACUUUAAAACAGCUUUUUACUUGGCCUUGCAGAGGCUAAUGGAUGAGAACAUGGAUGUGAUUAUCUUCAUCCUCCUUGAGCCCGUGUUACAGUACUCACAGUAUCUGAGGCUGCGGCAGCGAAUCUGUAAGAGCUCCAUUCUCCAGUGGCCUGACAACCCCAAAGCAGAACACUUAUUUUGGCAAAGUCUGAAAAACGUGGUCUUGACUGAAAAUGAUUCACGGUAUAACAAUUUGUACAUUGAUUCCAUUAGACAAUACUAAUGCUAGGAAAUCAUGUCUCCAUGCCAUCGUAAAAAACACACAGCUUCUUGGCAAUGAACUGUGGUGAGUGCAGGACUCAUGGCUGCUCGAGGUGUCAUGAAAAAGUGGCAAUUGCAUACUCAGCCCUAAACUGGACUCUUUUCCCACCUCCUAUAAGGAUGAAGUAACUUUGUGGAAGAAGGGGCUGAAAGGGUAUAUGAGCUGGGAGACAUGGAGAAGGGCUGAAUAUGCUAUCUUCUGGGCAUGACACAGCCACCGCAAACAUGAUCGGAUAGCAAGUAUGGUUGCCUGAGGUGGGCCUGCACAAAAGCACUGAACAUGAGAGAGGAUCUUGUAAGGAAUUGGGUAGGUAGGUUGGCAGUGUUCGGGGAGAGAGAAGAAAAGGUGGGCAUGAGAGUAACGAAAAAGCAUGGGGCUCUCUAGGAAGCUUCAUUCUGAAAUCCACUUACAAGCUCACACCCAUGCAAUUGUCCUUAAGAUUCAGUUUCUCCUACAUGUUAGCCAAAGACUGCUGUCAGCUGCCUGCUCUGUGGACUUCUCUCCCAAGGCAGCUUGCUUCAUCAAUGUCAGCAAGAGUGGACACAGAAGUCUAUAACAAGAGUCAGUCUUUUGGAAGCUAAUCAGGUAAAUGCUAGCAUACCAGUGCAGCAGUAUUCUAGUUGAUAAAAAUCAACCAUAGAUUCUACCAGUUCCAGGGAACAAGUAACUUGGGUCCAGGGAAAGCUAUGGAAAAUCAGGAUAACAGACUUAAGAGCACAUGAGCUAAGAGAAAAUAGUUUGAUCAAGAUAAACGAUUGUCUGAGUCAGUCAUUAAUCAUUUCCUUGAACUAAAAUUCAGGGACAGCUUGCCAUCUUUAUCACAGAUCACCAAUACCAGAGAGUUAGAUUACAUGGUCAGUCUUAGAAGUCAGCCUAUCAUACCUACUUUUCAAGCCCUAAGAACAUUUACUACUAUACCUGACAUUAGGAUGCUGGUGAAAUUGAUGAUAUAGGCAUGGCUAUGGGGUUAGAUUACAUUGUGAUUACAUUAAUCAUUCUUUUACAAUUACUUUUUAAAAUAUAUUUUGAGAUUAUAAUAUAAUUACAUAAUUUCUUCUUCUUUUUCCUCCCUCCAAACCCUCUCACGUACUCCCCCUCUGACUUUUACAAACAUUGCCUAUAAUACUUACUUUUAAGGUUUUGAUGUGAUAGUUUUCAAAUUCCUUUUAUUUCUUAACCAUUUAAAAUGUAUCCAUUGAAAUGAAAAGACUUUGGAGUAUUUGUUAAUUAUCAUUGGCGUACAUCUUAAAAGGAAUGAAUA